Aphanomyces astaci is the source of this 1408-nucleotide messenger RNA. RefSeq lists its product as hypothetical. The coding region runs from base 82 to 1308 and encodes 408 amino acids. Gene Ontology annotation, molecular function: phosphatidylinositol binding. Lineage: Eukaryota; Oomycota; Saprolegniomycetes; Saprolegniales; Verrucalvaceae. The record is from RefSeq and is a predicted model, not a curated record. The transcript has a single exon.
GCUGCUAAGAAAAAAUAGAUGAAAUAGAUGAAUGGUACAGCCACCGCCGUACUUUUAAAAAUCUGAUAGCAUUUGUGCGUCAUGGGCGGCGCCGACAACGAGAACGCGGUGCUCAUCGCAAUCCUGGACGCCGAGGUCGUGGACGUACGCGUGACGACGUCCAAGGAUGGUAUUCCUCGCACGGAGUUUAAGCUGAUCAUUUGGACGGACCGACGCGGCCAGUUGUCGGUGUGGCACAAGUCGAAGACGUUCCUGAACCUGUCGACGACGCUCACGAUCCAGCAGCUGCAUCAAGGGCAGCCUCCGUUUGACUACCCGUCGUACGAAGCUCCGACGAUGGACCAGAUCAACGCGUUCCUGCGGCAAGCAAUGGCGUCGUCGCUCGAGUGGGGCAUUCGCGUCGACGCCGACACGGUCGUGUACAAGAUCAACAAGUCGACCACCUCCGACACAGGGUAUCACCGGUCGUCGUCGUCUGUAGUGAACCACGACUCGGGCGUGGUGUCGCACGAAGAGCCGUCAUCGUCGUCCGAGAUGUCGCUCCUCAAAGCAUCAAUCGUGGACUUCCGCAUCCAGACCGUGCACGCGGGCACCAACGACGAGCGCGAGUGCGUGCAAUACUGCGUCGUCAUCGAGACGUCCACGCACGGGUCCCUCCAAGUAUGGCGGCGGUACUCAACGUUCCGCGACUUGGCGAAUUCGCUCGAGUUGCACGAUGCGCUGCCGGCGUCGCCGCUGCAGCCGAACCAGCUCACGGGCGGGCAGAUCAGCCAGCGGGUGGCGCAACUCAACCAGUUCCUCGAGACAGCGACGACCGAGCCGAGCUUGGAGUGGGGCAUUCGCAUCGACAAGGACUCGUGCGUGUUCAAGCGCGCGACCAAGCCAGCGACCGACGAGUACCAGCACCUGAGCCACUUUCAACUGAUGCAAGCGGCGCCGGAAGACCACCAGGUGUCGCUCAUCACGGUGGCCGUCAAGGGGUACCGCCUCAGCGGGAAGAAUGCGCAAGGCCAAUGCUCCAUCAAGUACAACGCGCAGCUCGAGUGCCUCUCCAACAUGCACGGCCUGUGCACGUACUCAAUCUGGCGGCGCUACGGCACCUUCCAUGAGCUGGAAAAAUCGCUACAAUUGGCCGGCAGUCCGCGACUCAGUGACCCUGGCGAGCCCGUGCACCACGACAAGUCGCUGAUCGACCAGAGAAUACGCAAACUCAAUCGAUUUCUCGACUUCAUUUCCCACACAGACGACCUAGAGUGGGGCAUCCGGGUGGACGCCGAGACCAUCGUGUACAAGCGCCGCGUCGUGUAGUGUCCGUCCAUCCGUGCUAUAUAUCAUCAUACUCGUUGGCUUGCAACUUGGUCACGUCUCUCUAUAUCUCGCUCAAUAUCAAUGUAUUCUACUACUAGAC